CUUGUCUAAUCUCGCGCUAUAUUCAUCUCAAGACUGCGACUCUUGUUGGUCUACCGCAAUGGCGGACCCCCUCCCUAAAGACCCCGCCCAACUAUUCAAAGAGAAGGGGAAAAAGCGAACCCGAGUCCAACUCUCCUGCACAGCCUGCAGAAGCCGGAAGCUCAAAUGCUGCCGUACCCAUCCGUGCACGAACUGCAGGAAAAGAGGCGAAGCUACCACUUGUACUUUCGUUGGACGCGGACCGCGAGGCAGGCCUUCGCAUGGCCGGUCCAGUCCUACUCAUGUUCAGGAUCGACUGCAGCAUCUAGAGAAUUUGAUUUUCUCUCUUGCGCAGCAGAAGAGGCAGGGGGGGGACCAGAACCCAGGCCAGAGCCAAGAUCGGGAUCCAGAUGCCAAUUCGCUACUGCCGCAUGGCCUUGGGGUAGAGGUUCCUCAGCCAGGGCCGCAAAUGAUGCUGCAGACGCCGCCAUCUCCUCCAGACCAGGUGGGUAAAGAUUCGCCAGCCGACCAGCCUGGGAAGUUGGUAGUUAAAGACACGGGGACGAGCUAUAUUGAUAGUGCGCAUUGGAAGGCGAUUCUUGAAGAGAUAAAUGAGUUUAAAGAGUCGCUGCGGGACAGCGAUGAGCUCUCGGAUGAAGAUGCAGUCGAGUACGAGCCUGUGAAUGAGAAUGCGCCGACGAUUUUAUUUGGAUUGGGUAAAACAGCUACCAAGGAAGAGCUUCUAACUGAUCUGCCGAGUCGAACGGUGGCUGAUAGGCUAGUGUCGUUGUUUAUUAAUUCCAACCAGCCUGCUGUUGUGAUUCUCCAUAUUCCCACAUUCCACAAACAGUAUAAUCAAUUUUGGACAAGACCGCAAGAUGUCAGUCUACCAUGGCUGGGCAUGCUGUACGCGAUUCUAUCCCUAGGCGUUUUGUUCCACCAACGCAGCGGAGACUCAUUAGAAGGUGUCACCGAGGACCAAAUGGACAUUAUCAACACCUCCAGGAAACGGAGCGCACAAUGCCUUUCUCAAUCAAACUAUACCUUGGCCGGACGAUACAAAGUAGAGGGGCUAUUCCUUUAUACCAUGGUAGAGUUCUACAUGAGCAACGACGCCCAAAUCGGAGUGUCAUUUCUCUUGGGGAUUACCGUUAAAUUAGCCAUGCGCAUGGGCUACCACCGCGAUCCAGAUCAAUUUCCAGCUAUAUCCGUCUUUGAUGGGGAAAUGAGGCGCCGGAUGUGGGUAUUCCUGUAUCAAUUAGAUACCCUCAUUGCCUUUGAGAUUGGCGUUCCUCGAACAAUCCUGGACUGGCACUAUGAUACAGCGUUGCCGCGCAACCUCUCGGACGAGCACUACAAUGAGAACACAAAAAAGCUUCCUCCACCGCGCCCGGAAAAUGAAGUCACUACGACCUCCUACACGAUCGCCAAGGCCCGGCUGAUGGCCACGUUUGGGAAGAUUCUGGAUAUGGCAUACUCGCGGGAACCAGUGACAUACGAAGAAGCGCUCGAACUCGACCGACAGAUGGAGGAGGCGCAUGACCUUGUCCCACCAGUGUUUCGCGCGCGCCCAAUUGACCAGUGCAUUAUGGACCCGCCCGAGUUGAUCGUCAGACGAUAUGCACUAGAAAACACAUAUCAGAAAGCCCGUUGCGUGCUCCACAGACGGUACCUGGGAGAAGUCCAUUCAAAUCUGCGAUAUGCAUACUCGCGAGUCGUAUGUAUUACAGCCGCAAAACAGAUUCUCCGUGGCUACGCAGAUAUCUAUCGCGAAAACCAACCCGGAGGCCUGAUGUACCGAAACCGAUACUUCCCCAACUCAAUCCAGUACACGGAUAACCUCCUCGCGGCGAUGAUCCUAUGCAUGGAGCUCUCUUACAGCCACGCAGCCGGCGGCGCAUUAGCAGUGAGGCCCAAUGACGACGUAGCCGUCGUCAUCCGAGACCGGGAUGAUCUUCUCUCUACUCUGGAAGAAUCCCACCAGAUACUCAACGAACUGCGCAAGCGCUCAGUAGACGCACAAAAGGCUUAUGCCGCAUUGACGAUUAUGCUCCGGAGAGUGAAAAAGGGACUUCACACAAUCCCGCCACCGAAAUCGAGCAUCUUCUCCUCCAGUACAACAGACCCAACCACCGAACCGGAACUGGAACUGGAAGCAGAGCCAGUCACCACCAGUAAUCAACCUCCCGCAUAUGGUAGCUGGCAGGACCUAGAGAGCCUAGACAACCAGCCUUACCCACUCGACAUAUCUACGGGCUUCAUGACGGAUCCCAUGACAUCGAUGGACACGCCGUUUGCUUCAUUAGACGUAAUCGGGGAAAUGCUUGAUACUCCUGCAAAUCUGAACUGGAAUCUCUGGGAUCGUCAGAUCCACGACCGACCGGACUUGAAUGGGAACGGGUUGUGGUAUACGCAGUAACAGUGACCGGUGACUUGUAUAUAAUCAUGAUGAUAAGGAUAGUCAACAAAGA
Molecule: messenger RNA, 2450 nt
Organism: Aspergillus ochraceoroseus IBT 24754
Lineage: Eukaryota; Fungi; Ascomycota; Eurotiomycetes; Eurotiales; Aspergillaceae
Product: putative C6 transcription factor
Exons: 7
Coding region: 59-2398 (779 amino acids)
Biological process (GO): DNA-templated transcription; regulation of DNA-templated transcription
Cellular component (GO): nucleus
Molecular function (GO): zinc ion binding; DNA-binding transcription factor activity, RNA polymerase II-specific; DNA binding
Source: RefSeq, a predicted model, not a curated record